Dunckerocampus dactyliophorus (ringed pipefish) is the source of this 4377-nucleotide messenger RNA. RefSeq names its product F-actin-uncapping protein LRRC16A-like. Gene Ontology annotation, molecular function: protein binding. The record is from RefSeq and is a predicted model, not a curated record. Gene Ontology annotation, cellular component: lamellipodium; plasma membrane. Bases 140 to 4213 code for a protein of 1357 amino acids. The transcript has 37 exons. NCBI's taxonomy places the organism in Eukaryota, Metazoa, Chordata, Actinopteri, Syngnathiformes, Syngnathidae. Gene Ontology annotation, biological process: cell migration; regulation of Arp2/3 complex-mediated actin nucleation.
UGGACCUCCCACUUUUCUGCCAAGGGUUCGUCUCCCCGCGCCGGACAGCAACACGGUGUGGAUCCCGCCUGUGUCGCGGCGGCAAUGUCCGGUACCCGGAGGUGAGCUGGGGAAAGGCCUUAAAGGUGGAGCUGCACUAAUGGACCAUUCGGAAUUGUUCGAGAGCGUGCGGGACGCGGUGGGGCGUGGGGUCAAGCUGACCCUGAGGCGCAAGGUGCAGCUGGAGGUCAAAGGUGACAAGGUGGAAAACAAAGUGCUGGCCUUAGCAUCACAUCGAGCCUUCCUGCUGUCAGCACGCAUACCCUCCAAGGUGGAGCAGUCCCUCAGCUACCUGGACAUCCAAGGUAUCCAUAGCAACAAGGCCAGGCAGGUGGUGCUGGAGUGUGAGCGGGGCCCGUGGACACUGCGGUUGAGCUCGCUGGAGGACGUGGAUGAGGUGAUCACUCAUAUCGGGUUCUGUCUGCUGAGGAUCUGCCCGGCCAUGAAGCUGAUAAAGAAGGUGAGCGUGAAGCCUCCGGAGCGAGCCGCCGCCUUGUGCGCCGUCUGGGAGCAGCAGGACUCGCUGGACCUGGGACCUUGUGGAGGAUUCUCUCAUCAGUACCGCUGCGUGUGCGAGCACCUCAACCUACCCUACAGGGACGAGGUCCAGUGGGAUGUGGACACCAUCUACCUGAGCCAGGACACCAGAGAACUCAACCUGCAGGACUUCAGUCACCUGGACAGCAGGGAUCUGGUGGCCAUCGUGGGCGUGUUGGAGUUCAACCAGUGGUUCACCAAGUUGGUCUCCAAGGACGUCAAACUGUCCACAGAAGUGUGCGAGCAGAUCCUGCGAGUCCUAUCCCGAUCCGAUCGGCUGGAGGAGCUGGUUCUGGACAAUGCUGGGCUGAGAAGCGACUUUGCUCACAAGAUGUCCUUGGCGUUGUCCCAUAACCCUGCCUCCUCGCUGCACACGCUCAUCCUCAGCAACAAUGCUCUAGAAGACAAAGGUGUGUGUGCUCUAAGUGGUCAGCUGACCAAACUUGCAACAGGUCUGAAGCAGUUGAACCUCAGCAGGAACUCCUUGUCUCCCAAAGGCAUCAACUUCCUGUGUCAGGCGCUGUGUGCGAACCCCAGCAUGGCCACCACCCUCACACACUUGGAGCUGUCGGGAAACUCGCUCAGAGGAGACGACCUGCAGAACCUACACAGCUUUCUGAGUCAUGACAACCACUUACAACGUCUAGAUUUGUCCUGCAGUGACUGCUCACUGGAGCAGACAUCAGCGUCUCUGCUCAAAGGAUGUUUGAAGCGUCUCAGCGUCCUCAACAUGUCAAAGACCGUCUUCUCUCACAGGAUGAAGGGGGUGGAGAUGGAACGGUGGUGUAAAGCUGCAAGAGUAACAUGUGUGGACAGGAAGUGCAAAGAGGUUCCCCCAUCCUUCAAACAGUUCUUCAGCUCAUCUCUGGCUCUGACCGCGGUCAACGUGUCGGGAACCAGACUUCCUGCGGAAGCGCUCAAGGCGCUGCUGCUGGGUCUGGGCUGCAACCCCAACCUCAGCGACGUGUCUCUGGAUUUGAGCAGCUGUGAGUUGCGCUCGUCAGGCUCUCAGAUCCUGGAGGGCUGCAUCGCUGAGAUUCCCAACAUCUCCAGUCUGGACAUCUCAGACAACGGUCUGGAUGGGGACCUGAGCACACUGCUGGUCUGGCUGGCUAAGAACCGCUCGGUCCGCCACCUUUCACUGGGAAGGAACUUCCAGAACAUCAAGUCAAAGAAUGUGGCUCCGGUCCUGGACAACCUGGUCCACAUGAUCCAGGAGGAAGAGUCACCGCUGACCUCUCUGUCACUGGCAGAUUCAAAGCUGAAGGGCGAGCUCACCAUCGUCCUCAAUGCCCUGGGCAGCAACGCCUCUCUCACCAAGCUGGACAUCAGUGGGAACGCCAUGGGCGACAUGGGCGCCAAGAUGUUGGCCAAGGCACUACAGAUUAACACCAAGCUCAGGACACUCAUCUGGGACAGAAACAACACCAGCCCUCAAGGUCUGCAGGAAGUGGCAUCCGCGUUGGAGAAGAACUUCACCAUCCGAUUCAUGCCGAUUCCCAUCGUUGAUGCUGCUCAGGCGCUCAAGACCAACCCGGAAAAGACGGAAGAUGCCCUGCUGAAGAUGGAGCACUUCCUGCUGAGGAAUCAUGAAACCCGGAAGUACCUCCAGGAGCAGGCGUACCGGCUGCAGCAGGGCAUCGUCACCAGCACCACGCAACAGAUGGUGGACACCAUGUGUGUGAAGGUUCAGGAUCACCUGAACUCACUGAUGUUCUCCCAGAACCACGUGGUCCAGGACGACAUGAAGGUGGCAGAGAAUCUGAUGAAAGAUGCCAGGAACUCCAAGACCCUGCUCCCCAGCCUCUACCAUGUGAAGGGCGGCGCCCUACACGGUGCCAUCCAGGACAAACUGGAAGCGCUGGCAGGAGAGGUGGCAGCCACAAUGGAUGAUGAGUUGCAGAUGAUGCUGGCAUCCAUGUUGGACACCGCUGAGUGUCUGUGUCCUCACGUGAUUAAGAGGAGUGGCCUUCGUCAGGAGCUGCUGAGGGCGGGGGCCGAGAGGAUGGUCGUCCCUUGCAGCUUUGUCACCGCCACGCUGCUGGAGCAGUCGGGCGUCGAUAUCGUUAACAAAAUCAGUGAAGUGAAACUCAGUGCGGCGUCCUUCGUCUCCGAUCGUAUUGUGGACGAGAUCCUGGACUCUUUGUCUACAUGGCAGCACACGCUGGCUGAGCAUGUGACCAGGAAAGGCCAGCCCGCACUGCGUCCCGAGUCUCAGGAGACGGAGGUUCUAGAUGAGACGGUUCUGCAUCCAGAGAGCAUCGAGGAGGAAGGCGACCGUCACCUGGAGGACGCAGACACUUGCAUGAUGACGGCUAAGUCCAAGAGGAAGAGUAUUCUGGUCCGGAUGCUGCGGCCCAUUUCGGUGGCGUUUGAGAUGGAGUUUGACCUGGACAAGGCUCUGGAGGAGGUGCCCAUCCAUGUGGUUGACCAGCCUCCCUCCCAGCUGGAAAAAAUGUCUCUGCCCUCAUCCGUCCCUGCUGUGGAGGAGCGGCCCCCCCUGGAGCACCAGACACUGCAGCAUCACACCAAAGUGCGGCCCAGGGUCAAGAAGAGGAACAAACCCAGCAGAGCCGCCCACGCCACAGCCAGUUCAGCACCCGAGGGGGCGGAGCAUCAGGGCAUCAUGGCAAAGCUUGACGAGGGCGUGGAGGAGUUCUUCUCCAAGAACAUCAUGAAAGUCAACUUCAAACGUCCCAUCGCACAAGUGACGCCAUCGAGCACGCAGGAGGCGCCUGAAAAGAAGCGGGAAUCCAGGAGGAGUGGUUUCUUCAACCUGAUCAAAUCUCGGACGUCCCGAUCAGAGAAGAGCCACGGGAUGGCCUCAGUCAGUCCGCCCCCGCCAGUGUCCCCCACCUUUGCUCCGCCCUUAUCCUCUGUCAACAAGGAGCUUCCACCCAUGUCCCCUGUGGCGCCACAUGUGGACCACAGCUAUUCCGACACCGACACCUCCCCGCCUUCUGCUGGAGUGGCCGAGGAGGAGGAAGAGAGCGAGGACAACGUGGAGACGGACCACCCCGCCAUCCCGCGUCACCUUGGCAUUCCUGUCAUGGCCUUUGACCUUCUGGCUGAGAUGAAGGCACGACAAGAGAAGAUGGCGGCUCAGAAGUCGUCCUCCAGAGAAGAUGGACACGUGGAUGCCGCUCAACCUGGACCAGUGGCCGCCCCCAGGUCCAACGCCCCCCCUAUCAUCCCCAAACCGGCCCCCCCCCAGCUCUGCAAACCCCUGUUGGAGGAACAGGAAGUGUGUUGCACUGACGUCCUGCUAGAGUGUUCCACUUCUGAAGCUCUCAAAGGUCCAAUUCCUGCUCCUCGCCUGAAGAGAGCACCGUCUGCGCCGGAACCCGAGUGCCAGGAUGGAGGUGCUGAUGAAGUAUUGGGUUCUUCUGAGGAGGUUUUGGAUCUUCCCGCCUCACGGUGCGGCCCCGGUGGGGGCGACACGGCGUGGUCGUCGCUGAAGAGGUGUGCCCGCCCUCCGUCGAGGUGUGAAGAUGAGCGGGAACGAGCCAAGUCCCUCCCCACUGAUGCGCGGAACCCUCAGGCUUCCUAUGGGAGACGUGCUUCUGAGGAGGAGGCGCCGAGGUCGGCUGACAACCAAUCAGAGGCCACUCCUGAUGACGGCGUCCGUCAAGUCUGAGUCCGAGUCGCCUCGCUUGAUUGAGCUUCCUGUCACAUGACCCGGCUCUUCCUUUCAGCUUUUCUUAAUACUUCAGUACUUUUAUCUUGCCAUAAAUUGUUUGUCAUUGGUGUGUAUUCCUAUUGUUACACCAUUUCCAAAAGUACACAAAUAAAUACGCUAAG